AUGGCGAGACAAAUAGCUGUGCAGGAGUGCGGAGCGAGGCAGCCGCAGAUCGACCAGCAUCGCGCCACCGUGGACGGAGAGCAGUCGCGCGUCGUCGCCCUUCUCGACUCCCUGCUGUUCAUCAGCAGGUCCGAUGCGCCGAUGGGGAUGUGGGUGAAGCUUGUGCGUUACAUGGCGGAGAAGGGCGUGCCUGGCUUCCCGAAGAAGGGCUACGGCACCUACUACACCACGGAGGCACUCGCGGCCAAAACGGCUGCCGAGAAGGUUCCGGCGUUCAAUGUCAUUGACUCGGUGAUUCGCACCGUGGCAGAGCAUCUCGGCCGUUCGGGCCCCUGGCAUCAACGGUUUAUGGGGCUCCAGGAAGUCUUCGCAUCAACCUCUCUUGAGCUCCAGGGCAUUCAUUCCGUCCGGUGGCUUUCGCGGGGCGACGCAGUGCUCAGGCUUGUCGCGGUGCUUCCGGCACUCAUCGUGAUGCUUAAGGAGUGGGACGCUAACCUCUAUGCUUUGGUUACUAGUUACAGGUUCCAUUUCCUUCUCUUCUUCAUUGCUGACGUGCUGGAGCAGCUCAACAUCCUGAACCGGGUGUUCCAGCAAAAGGAGCUUGACUAUCCCGCCGUGCAUGCGCAGAUCAAGCGCACAACCUCCCACAUCGAGAGCCGCUACGUUGAUUGCGGCGACGACUUCGGUGGCGGGGUGAGCGAGCGGCUGUCCCCCUUCAUCGCGCGCCAUGGGCCAGGAGGAAACCGGGAGGUGAAAGUUGAAGGCGUUGACUCGGACGGCCGUCCAGCACGCUUCAAGUUCACGCUACAUGAGGACGAGCUGGAGGAGUUCGCAGGGCCCGGGAGCCAUGACGACUGCGUGGCACUCUGCACGGAGUUCGCGGAGGUGAUUGUUCACCAGCUCGAGCAUCGGCUAGGCGACCUGGAUGGGAUGUCCGGGGUGAAGCUGUUCCUGCCAGACGAGUACCCACUGGAUCGUGCCGAGAGGAAACGGCGGUGCCUUCAGUGGCUACAGUCGCUGGUCACCUUGUUCAAGGCCGACCUGACGGAGGAGAUUGUGCCAGGCCACACGCGUUGCACAACUACCAUGGAACCACCAAUUGCUUGCGCGCGAUUCUUAUUCCUCCUGUCCUUCGUCACCUGGCUGCUCUGCUUCGCCCAGGCGGCAGACCCACCGAAACCAGUUCCAGCAGGAAUCUACAUGAAAUUCAUGGUCUCCCCGCGCGCGGUCCUCCGCAAGGACAUCAACAAGGGCGGCGGCACUUGCGACUUUGAGGGGAGCUUCGACAUGAGCGGCCGAUUCGACCACGGGCGCACGCUGUACGUUCCCGAGAGCUUUUACGAGAAAGGCGCAGCUUGCGGAGCAUGCUUCACGGUCUCGUGCUCGAAUUCAAAGGAUUGUCAAGGCCCGAAUGGAACAACCAUGAACGUCACAGCGCGCGUUGUGGGGCUCGCGAGGUACACCACUCGCCUUCAGCUGUCGGACGUGUCGUGGGACGGGCUCGUCACGGACCGCAAGCGGCGCGACGUGGAGGUGCAGUUCAAGAAGGUGCCGUGCAACGCGACGAGCAGCAUUGCUGUGCGCGUCGUGAGCGGCUCCAAGAAGCACAAGUUUGGGAUACAGAUUCUCGGCGCUGGGGGGUUGGGCGUCGCGGGAGUUGAGAUAUCGAACGAUGGAAACAAGUGGGUGAGAAUGGAGCGGAAGGACGGGGCUGCCACGUGGAUGGUGAACAGCAAGGACGCCAAGGACGCAGCUAAGAACAUCGUGCGCAGUGGCAAACACAUGAGCGUACGCGUUACAGCAGCGACCUCGGGAGAGAAAGUUGUCCUCGAUAACAUCAUCCCCGCUGGAUGGACAGCCGCCCGCGUGUACAUGGCCAAGACGAACUUCCACGUUGCGGGUGCAAAGACGGCGUGGUCCCCCCUGCCAUCCGCAGUACUCAGCAAGGGCAGCGGCGUUGACAAGGCGAAAGUGGAGAGCGCGGUCGAAACGAUCAAGGCGGCGGUCAGCAAGGCAGGCACUGAGGUUUCCGCCGCAGCCAAGUCAGCGCUCGAGGCAUUGAAGGGCAUUGUGGCUAGUCUGGAGGGGAAAGCGAAGGAGAAGCAAGACGGGAAGAAGUCUGAUAAGUAG
Messenger RNA from Closterium sp. Naga37s-1, 2130 nucleotides. NCBI's taxonomy places the organism in Eukaryota, Viridiplantae, Streptophyta, Zygnematophyceae, Desmidiales, Closteriaceae. The record is from the annotation of a GenBank genome assembly.